CUCCCUCUCCCCCUCUCCCCCUCUUUCCCUCCUCCGGCAGACCCUCCCCAUCCCCUCUCCCGCCAUCAUGUCUACCCUUAACUUCCGGAUCAGCGCCGCUGCGCGAUCGCAGGUCCCGAAGGCACUGCUGGACCGUCUGGCCGCUGCCGAGCAGGCGGCCAAGCGCACCACUCCCAAGCUUAUUUUCGGGCUUUGGAAUCACAAUACGCACCUGCUGCAGCGACACAAUGUCGGGGCGCUGGUGCUCGAUCACAUUGCCCGGGCCUCGGGGGUCCCCUUCAAGCGCCCGACCGCUCGAGCGAGCUUUGAAGUGGCCAAAAUCCCCCCCGCUGGGGUGGCCAUGGCGUUGGCGUCGGCCCGGAAGCUGUUGGAGAUCGGCUCGCUUGGCACGCCCCAGCGACCGGGAGUCAACCUGGAGUCUGCUGCCUCGUCGUCCUCCUCAAGCAUGGGUCGGUCGCAGUCCAUCUUUUCACUGCCUACCGGCAGCAUCAGUCCGGGGGAGGUGAUUCUCGUGCGGAAUGUCUCCUUCAUGAACACCUGCGGGCCAUCAUUUCGCAAUGCCAUGAAAAUCUUCAAUGUCUCCGACCGCGAGUGUGUCAUCGUCCAGGAUGAUUUGGACAUUGCCUUCUCCGUCCUUUCGGUGAAGCAAGGCAGUGCCCGUGGUCACAAUGGCAUCCGGUCAAUUGUCGAGGCCACCGGCAUGAAGGACCUCCUCCGACUGGGUAUUGGUAUUGGGAGGCCGCCCGCUAAUGCGCGUGUAGCGGACUUUGUCCUGCGUAACUUUACCCCUACCGAAGCGUCAACCCUCAUGAAGCAGUCCAUCCCACAGGCGACCAUCACACUGCUCGAGGAGGGCUUCCUGUGGCACCAGGCCGCCGACGAAGAGCUGAAGGCCGCUCGAAAGGCGGUGUCUGAAGCCGUGGGGCGCAUGCGCCGGGAGCGUCGCAAGAAGGCCACCGAGGCCGCCGAGGCCGCCGAGGCCGCCGCUGUUGCCUUGGCAUCCACCGAGCAGAUCGCCGCCUCCGGGGGGACGGUCCCAGAGGGCCAGGAUCUGGCCGCCGAGCAAGAGUCCCCCAACCAACUGACUGGACAGAUCACGCCCCCGUCGAUUGCCGCCGGUGCAUAGUCGACGUGACCAUCAUAUACACGUGACCGAUUGUGGCCUAGGGUCCCAGGCUGUCGUUCUGCCGGGGUUUCCGGCGUCCGCUUGCCGGUUGAAAAAUGCAUAGCUCGAAAUGCCCGC
Fonticula alba is the source of this 1243-nucleotide messenger RNA. RefSeq lists its product as hypothetical. The record is from RefSeq and is a predicted model, not a curated record. Gene Ontology annotation, molecular function: peptidyl-tRNA hydrolase activity. NCBI's taxonomy places the organism in Eukaryota, Rotosphaerida, Fonticulaceae. The coding region runs from base 68 to 1126 and encodes 352 amino acids. The transcript is spliced from 3 exons.